This is a messenger RNA of Mercenaria mercenaria, 988 nucleotides long. Its product is annotated as kinesin-like protein KIF28P. NCBI's taxonomy places the organism in Eukaryota, Metazoa, Mollusca, Bivalvia, Venerida, Veneridae. The transcript has 5 exons. The annotation marks the transcript as partial. The record is from RefSeq and is a predicted model, not a curated record.
GACUUAUACCAAAAGUUUUUGGAUGGUGAAGACAUUUCAAAAAUACCAAAAGAAGAGGAUCCAUUUUGGGAGCCGACAGAAGAUGUUUUGAUUGGUUCAGCCAAUGUUUUCUUGCAAUCACUCUCUUACGCACUCGACUUUGAUGACAAAAUAACAAUCACAGAUUACAAAGGCCAGGAGGAGGGAUUUAUUAAGGUGCAUGUGACCCCGUGCCAAAAAGAUGGCAAACAGUUGGAGGAAGAUGCAUUUGUUGAUGAUCCACAUGAACUGUUGGAUAAACCAUAUCACUUUAAGGUGACAGUUCAGAGUGCUGAAAUUUACAAGACACGUUUUUCAAAAGGAAUACAAGUGAAAUAUCGUGUAUAUAAGGAUGAGAAAUUAACGGAGACAACACUAAUAAAAAAUACACUCAAACCAAAUAUAAAGCAUACAAAAGUAUUUACAUUCAGUAAAGUAACAAAGGAACAUUUGGAGUUUUUUGAAUCUGGAUGUAUAACAUUCCUAGUGUAUGGUACUCAAGAAGAUGCAACACCAGAUCCCAAACUGCUGAAAUAUUCAACACGAGAACUAAGACAAAUGGAUCUUGGAGAAGCACCAUCAAGUGUUGGCAUGGCACGACGUAACACACAUUUUGCCUUAGAUCAUGCCUCAGAUCAGUCACACCUGAAGACAGAAGUUUUGUUACUACAAAGGAAAUAUGAAAGACUGGCAGCUAAAGAAAGAAGGAUGCAGGACAUCUGUAAAGAAUGGGACAAGAAACCAGAGUCAGAGAAACAGUUUGAACCAUUUUAUCGAGCUGUAUCAGCUGUGGCACAUAGUACUGGAACACGCUUAAAGACACGUGUACAUCUCCUAAACCAGAUUUUGAAAGCAGAGAAAUAUCUACAAGAACGCAAGAACCAAGAAAAUGGAGUAAGACAUCUCACAUUAUGUACAUCUUAUGUUUUGUUAUAUGGCUGUGAAAUGAUAGUUUAGAAGUCAUUGUUUU